This is a messenger RNA of Diplodia corticola, 1224 nucleotides long. Its product is annotated as cyclin. The transcript is spliced from 2 exons. Gene Ontology annotation, biological process: regulation of transcription by RNA polymerase II; positive regulation of DNA-templated transcription, elongation. The record is from RefSeq and is a predicted model, not a curated record. NCBI's taxonomy places the organism in Eukaryota, Fungi, Ascomycota, Dothideomycetes, Botryosphaeriales, Botryosphaeriaceae. Gene Ontology annotation, molecular function: cyclin-dependent protein serine/threonine kinase activator activity. Gene Ontology annotation, cellular component: cyclin/CDK positive transcription elongation factor complex; nucleus. The coding region runs from base 1 to 1224 and encodes 407 amino acids.
AUGCCUUCGCAACCCACCGCACCAACGCGUCCGCGUGAGCGACCCCGCCCGCCGAACCCGGUCGCCGUGCAGAACGAACAGCAGUGGAUAUUCACGGAAGAAGAGCUGUUGCACACGCCCUCGAUCGAGGAUGGCAUGUCGCCGGAGACGGAGAAAGAAAUGCGCUACAAGGGCAUGACUUUCAUAUACCAGGUCGGCGCCAUGUUGAAGCUACCGCAGCUUACGCUGUCGACGGCCGGUGUCUUCUUGAACCGCUUCAUCGUCCGCCGCUCCCUCGUCAGCAAGGACGGAUACAAGGCGCUUCAUCACUAUCAAAUCGCCGCCACAUCGCUGUUCCUCGCGACCAAGGUGGAGGAGAACUGCCGCAAAAUGAAAGAGCUGGUUGUUGCAUGCUGUCGGGUCGCGCAGAAGAAUCCGAACCUCCUCGUGGACGAGCAGACAAAGGAUUUCUGGCGAUGGCGCGACACCAUCCUCUACAACGAAGACGUUCUGCUCGAGACCAUCUGCUUCGACCUGACGAUCGAGUCGCCGCACAAGAUCCUGUUCGAAAUGUUGGUCUAUCAAAACGUCGAGCACCACAAGCGGCUUCGAAACGCGGCGUGGAGCUUCAUCAACGACAGUAAUCUUACCCAGCUGUGCCUGCUCUUCACGUCCCGGACGAUAGCAGCGGCGGCACUGUACUGCGGGGCUCGGCUGUGCGAGGUUGCGUUCGAGGAUGAGGAUGGCAAGCCAUGGUGGGAAAUCCAGCACGUCAAGCUGAGGGACAUCAGACGGGCGUGCAACUACAUGGCCAACAUCUACGAGAAUGUCACGCCGCAGAAGGGCGGCGAGAGCAUCUACGUAGGUCUACGGACCCCGGAGGACGGCGAUCCCCUGUACGCGCAGACGAGGCUAAGGACAUCGCAGACGCCCACGAGCCCUGCACCCAGCUCUGUCGGCAUGGAGCGGACAAGCAGCGAGCAAGGCGUCAAGCGGUCGCGCGACGAUAUAACCAGAGUAGAGAAUGGAGACGGCAAUGCCAAUGGAAGUCGAAAGAACGAAGCCGAGCCGGCGGAAGCGGUGAAGCACGACGACAAGGAGAGCGGAUCCGCAGGAGAGCCGGAUGCAAAACGUAUCAGGACAGAAGCAAACGGGGCGGCAGCAGAAGCACAGGCGCCGGCGGAGGAAGGGAAGAAAACAGCCGCGGAAGAGGACCUCAGCGAAGAAGGAGAAGUGGAGGAAUAG